This is a messenger RNA of Perkinsus marinus ATCC 50983, 672 nucleotides long. Its product is annotated as Citrate synthase, putative. Gene Ontology annotation, cellular component: mitochondrial matrix. The transcript has 6 exons. The coding region runs from base 1 to 672 and encodes 223 amino acids. The record is from RefSeq and is a predicted model, not a curated record. NCBI's taxonomy places the organism in Eukaryota, Perkinsozoa, Perkinsida, Perkinsidae. Gene Ontology annotation, biological process: tricarboxylic acid cycle; carbohydrate metabolic process. Gene Ontology annotation, molecular function: 2-methylcitrate synthase activity.
AUGAUCAAGACUCUCGAUAAGUCCUUCAUAUGCUACGCUGAGCACGACUACAAUGCUUCGACUUUCGCUGCUAGAGUCACUACUGCUACAUUGAGCGAUGCUUAUUCAGCUUUCACUACUGCUAUUGGUACCCUAAGGGGCCCCUUGCACGGUGGGGCUAAUGAGGCCACGAUGGAGCUGCUUUCGACGUUCGAAAGCCCCGAGGAUGCCGAGAAGAAACUACACGAAAUGUUCACUAAGAAAAAGCUGGUCAUGGGGUUUGGGCACAGGAUAUACAAGACUGGCGAUCCUCGAUCACCGAUAAUGGAGGAGUGUUCAAGAGCGCUGUCUCAGAAGCCUGGUCGGACAUCUCUACUCUUUAACAUCUCGAAACGGGUGCAGGAAGUAUUGAAGGCCGAGAAAGGCAUGUAUCCCAACGCCGACUUCUACAGUGCCUCAGCCUAUCACUAUUGCGGAGUGCCAACACCUCUCUUCACGCCUCUGUUUGUGUUUUCGAGAAUAACAGGAUGGACGGCCCAUAUCGUCGAGCAGAGGGCCAACAAUAAGCUCAUCAGACCGACUUCGAAAUACUGCGGUCCUGAGCCGAAUCAGAGGGUGGUGCCGAUUGAUGAGCGUCGUGAUGAAGGAACAGCGUGUAGUGAGAUGGAUCAUGGGGAACGGAGUCGAUUAUAA